UUUGACACUGAAUGAGGGAAAUAUGCGCGCAGACACAAAAACCAGUUAUUGCGGUAGCCAUUUAAAGCAUCGCCAGAGAAGACGUCGUAUGACGUAGCCUACAGACGUUAUCAGGACGUACGACCAGAUGCAGCAGCGUCAACGACAAAAAUCUAGAGGCGGCAAAAAGGAAAGAAAAGAAGAUCAGCGGUCAUAAAUGGUAUGUUGUGUAUAGAUUAAUUUAUUUAUUGAAUUUAGGUGGAAGACUGCUUUGGUAACAUAUGAUUUUCCUGUAGGCAUAGGAACAUGACUCGACUCUGUUAAAAAUAAUAAAUGAAUUAAUAAUAAAUCAAUGGUUGAUAGUUGUGUCUGUUAGGCUAACUUCUGUAUUUUGUGUCGGUCUGUGUGGACUAAUGACUGUAGUAGCCUAGUUAUAAAUGCAGACCAUCUGAUUAGCUGAUGCCCUCAGUCAUGUAUAAUAUUAAUAUACUCAUAUGUUUUGACUUGGUAAUUAUUAUUAUUUACAUCUUGAUGAUAUUUACGAUAUUUAUUUAUGUUAAUAUUUUAUGAUUUUUCACGGCGCCGCAUUGAAAAUGUCCCCGAUUUUCAUUUCAGAAAUCUGGUCACCUUAAUGUGGAGUGGAUGACAAGAUCAAGAUGAAAAGAACGAUUGAAAGCUUUUUCGUUAAAAAUGUUAAUAAGUUAAGGCCUGAUCCGAACGAGUGCUCUGACACGGAUCUCCCUUCAACUUCCCAGGUUAUGUCAGGCCCUAAUCAGGAGACGGCAUCGGCUAAUGAGCCGCACACGAUCAACUCCGAGCCACAGCCCGCCGAAAUUAAAAGGAGGAAAGUGUAUGCAUUUAGAAGAGAGUGGCUUGACCAGUUUCCCUGGCUAAGAUACGAUAAAUCCGGCAACGAGAUGCACUGCAUUUACUGUAAAGAGUGUGGGAAGACCAUGGCCGGCAAUAGUGCUUUUGUGACUGGUUCCAAUACAUUUCGUAUUGAAACUCUGAAAAAGCACAAUGCAUCCAUGAAACACAUUACAUGCCGCGAUAAAUGCACUGCCACAGUGUCCCCUCUCCCCGCUGCCUUUCAGCGGCAGGAAGCAGCAAACAGAACAUCAGAUGAGGCCGAGAUGAUGAUCAAGUUUAACAUUGCCUACAAUAUUGCAAAAGAAGAACUUCCCUUCACUAAAUUCAAGUCCGAAAUAAUUCUUCACAAGAAAAAUGGCUUGAACGUAAACCCGACCUACAGCAAUGAUGUCAUGUGCGCCCAAUUUAUUGGAGUCAUCGCAGAUACUCUGAAAAAAAAUACAUCGGUGCAAAUUGCGAACAGUGCAUACAUGGCAUUCCUGAUCGACGGAGACACAGACAUCGCCAAAAAGGAAUGCGUCAUUGUGUAUGGUCGUAUCUUGCAGAGAGGAGGACCGGUGAAUAUACUGAUUGGACACAUCGAGGUCCAGCAUGCCCAUGCCCAAGGAAUUUAUGCUGCCUCAAAGAAAGCAUUUGCUGCUCUUGGAGACCAGUGCAGUAACUGGCUGGAGAAAAUUAUUGCUCUGGGUGCUGAUGGUGCUGCUGUUAAUUUGGGCUACAAAGGGGGUGUCAUAGCCCUUUUGCAGCAAGAGGCAGGUGAUCACAUUGUGCCUUUCCACUGCAUGCCUCACAGAUUGGAAUUGGCAAUGCUGUCAGUGCAGAGGGACAAUCAAAUGAUGGGGCAAUUGUACGACCUUCUACAUUUAAUUUGGAAGACUUACCAUUUCAGCCCAAAAUCAAUGAGAGAGCUCAGGGUCAUUGGGGCUGACUUGGGGGUAAAUGUGCUGAUGCCCAGUGGGGUGAAGGGGACAAGGUGGCUCCCACAUGUUUCAAGGGCCUUGGAGACCUUUCUUAAACCAGGACAGUUCACUGCUGUGUACUACCAUAUGGACCAUUUGGCAGGCUCCUCUGCCAAUGCAGACAUUGCAGGCCGAGCUACAAAGGCCAGUGCAUUCUUUCAGGAUAUUCCUUUCAUUAGAGCCACUUGUUAUUGAUGUAUUUUUAGGAAUUUAGUUCAUCAAUGUUCUAUGUGACUAAUUUUUAUUGUUGUAUGGUACAGGUUAAGAAAUCAAUGGAAGAUGCUACCUUUGUGGCCUUUUGCCAUGUUAUUGCAGACAUGUUCAGUGGCAUUAGUAAGUUUAGCCUCCUGCUUCAGAGGAAUGACAUCAUCUUACCACAGGUAAGGGAAAUGUGCAAAUUUGAAUUGUGUUUGUGGUCAUCUUCAGCUGUGUUAAUAAUACUGCACUGAAAUAUCUAAACAGGCAGUUUGUGGCCUUGAAAAACUGCUGGUGACCACAGAGGCAAUGGCUGUGAGACCCAAGCCUGGGGGAAGACUGUCAGAGUUCCUGGCUGACAUGAGGCUGCAGAGGAGGAGGCAGCAAGAAAUGGGUGAAAUGGCAAUCUACAAAUUCCGGACAAUAACACUCAAAGGACAAGCAUCAGAGCUGGCAGGAGAUAGUGUUGGUGGCACUAAACUUGAAAAAGUAAUGGAUGCAACGAUCAUAUCCACUGUAAAACAUCUGAAAGCAAGAUUCAGUAGCCUCCUAGGGGAGAGUGCUUCCGGGUCUGACACAACCAAGGCUGUCAAAUGCUUCAACAUUUUCAAUCACGAUAGCUGGCCAGAGAACCAAGAAGACUUAGUAGACCAUGGUGCUGAUGACCUUGCAUUUCUCUUGGAUCACUUCUCCACAGUUCUGAGAAGAAAUGGUGUAAACACUGACCUUGCAAAAGAAGAGUUUGUGGGCUUAAAGCUAUUAAUUGCAAGGAUGUUCAAAGACAAGACCUACCUCAGCCUUUGGGAGCUCAUGUUGACCAGAGAGCCCUACUGCUCACAGUACAAGAACAUCCUGCAUCUUGUACACAUUAUGCUGGUCCUCCCUGUCUCAGCUGCAGUUUGUGAAAGAGGAUUCUCUGCACAGAAGAGGAUCAAAUCAGACACUAGGGCAUCCCUCCAUUCAGACACAGUUGAAGAUCUGAUAAGAAUCAGUGUAGAGGGACCAAGUCUGGAAGAUUUUGACGCUAGAGAGAGUGUGGGAAGCUGGUUUAGCCAAGGCCAAAGAUCAAGAAGGCCAAACUACAUGAGUUGGCCAUCAGAGGGGCAUGUGACUGCAAUUGAGGAUAGUCCAUAA
Gadus macrocephalus (Pacific cod) is the source of this 3137-nucleotide messenger RNA. Its product is annotated as zinc finger protein 862-like. Gene Ontology annotation, molecular function: protein dimerization activity. The record is from RefSeq and is a predicted model, not a curated record. NCBI's taxonomy places the organism in Eukaryota, Metazoa, Chordata, Actinopteri, Gadiformes, Gadidae. The transcript has 7 exons. The coding region runs from base 2313 to 3137 and encodes 274 amino acids.